Molecule: messenger RNA, 1461 nt
Organism: Sclerotinia sclerotiorum 1980 UF-70
Lineage: Eukaryota; Fungi; Ascomycota; Leotiomycetes; Helotiales; Sclerotiniaceae
Exons: 4
Coding region: 1-1461 (486 amino acids)
Biological process (GO): 'de novo' NAD+ biosynthetic process from L-tryptophan
Cellular component (GO): cytoplasm
Molecular function (GO): indoleamine 2,3-dioxygenase activity; heme binding; metal ion binding
Source: RefSeq, a predicted model, not a curated record
AUGCUCGAAAUUAUCCUCUUAAUCGGCGCCUUAGCGUACACAAUUGCCUAUGCUUCGGCACGUUUAACCCGGAUCUGUAGCACACGCAUGAAAGUCCCCGUACCAGUGGUAGUCCCAAUCCAAGGUAAGGUGAAGGAAAAGAUUGAUGAGAAUGAAAAUGUCUCAAAAUAUCAAGCUUUGAGAAAUCUACGAGAUCAACACGAAGUUGCUGCUGUUAUGUCAAGAUUGAUUGAUGAAGAUGGUGCAGGAGCUUGGCCUCCGAACGCAAAUCAUGAUUCCUGGCCCAUAGCCCUGAGUCCCUAUAGGGAAGUUUACUUCCAGCUUAUCCCAAUUCUUUCUGCGGCUCCACCUUCACUGGAUGAUGAUGUCAAUAACGAGAGACGCAAAAAGUAUCGAUCUAUUAUGCGCAAGUCGUUGAUGGAAAAGGUUAAUAUUCCGCAGGUUGUAGCCAUCAUGGCUGCAGUGGAAGCAGGAAAUUGGGAUCUCUUUCCGAGAGAUGCAUAUAAUGGCUUUUAUUGCUGCGUUGCAGUUUGUCGUCAUGCAUACAGAUGGGCAACUAUUCCUGUCGUCAAGGUCGCUCAGCUAGAGAAGAUUGUCGAAUUUCCAUCUGAGCUCGACGCUCCCUGGCCAUAUCUCCAGCGAAAUUUCGGUGUGGAUGGCGAUGCAGGAAACAAUACCUCUAAUGUUUUGCUUAACUUCAAUACGAGAGGGGAAAGGAUAUACAGAAUCAAUGUUGGAAUGUCGGACUUGAUAAGAUCAUCCGAGGAAGUUUUCUUCCAAAUGUUCUAUGACCUUGAAGUAGUCGCUUUCCCCAUCUAUCAUGAAAUGGUCCUUUCGAUCCUCGCAUACACCUCCUCUAGCCCAAACACGUGCCUUCCCCACUUCCGUACUAUCAACACUCGUCUACGCGAUCUCUUCCUUGUUUUCUACGAAAACCUUACUAAAUCUCGUGUCUCGCAUUCCGUCUGGCUUUCGUACAUUCAAGGAUUUCAAGGAUGGGGUGUUGGCAAGAUGGUCAAUGGGGAGUAUGUGAAGUACGAUGGGCUUUCUGGAAACCACGUGCUAUUUUUCCAAGCAUUAGAUGCGUUUUUGGGGAUGGAUAGAUAUCUGAGUGAUGAGAACAUGGAGAGAUACAUACCGAUUAGACAAAGGGAGUUAUGUUUGGCACUUAAGAAAUAUAGUUUUGUGAAAGGGUUGGGAGAAAAGGGAUACAGUGAGAUAGAAGAAGAGUUUGCGAAGAUGGUUAAUCAGUUGAAGGUAUUUCGCUCAGCCCAUCGCGCACGCGUAAUGUCCUAUCUCCAAGAACCUGCCCCCGAACGUCUGGUAAUGACAGCUGGUAAAUCCGUUCUUGAAUACUCAAACACGAAAGGCCUGGCAGAUUCUUUGAAGCCGCUAGAUGAUAUGUUAGCAACUAGGUUAAGAGAAACUUCUAACAUUGGAGCUGCUUGUGUCAGAGCUUGA